Penaeus chinensis is the source of this 1626-nucleotide messenger RNA. RefSeq lists its product as uncharacterized. The transcript has 2 exons. Lineage: Eukaryota; Metazoa; Arthropoda; Malacostraca; Decapoda; Penaeidae. The record is from RefSeq and is a predicted model, not a curated record. The coding region runs from base 232 to 1407 and encodes 391 amino acids.
GCCAGAAACAGCGGUAGAGGUGAGGCACAUCCGGCUGGCACUCAGGAUACGUUCACUCGCCACAGUUAGUCCGUUGAUCGUUGAAAUCUGUGCCAUUGGUGUCACGUCUGCCGCAGGGCUGAUACUGCAAACUUUGUCGGACCUUGUAGUGAAAAAUCGCAGUGAAUAUUAGUGUUUUGUCUGCAAGAAAGUGCCUACACUCGCUUCGGUAUCUAUUUAUUUAAGACAGACAUGCAGUGCCUGACAUACAUCUUGACUAUACUUUUCGCAAAUGCAAUAUAUGGUAAUGGAAUUACGGUGACAAGUACCAUAAAGAAGAACUUGACCCUCGUGAGCUCACAGUCCGGCCGCCAGAAGAGAUCUUCCUGCGAGCCUGAUGUUGCCAUAGCCUCGGAGACACAGGUUCAAGUACUGAAGACGGGGAAAGACGAGGUCGUCCUUUAUACCCGUCAAAAGAAUCUGAAGUACAUCGAUGUUAAGCUCACGUUCACCUUCGGGCAAGAGAUCAGACGAUUUUCAACCGAGAGGUGCGUCACUGACCCCUCGUGUUGGCAAGCGGUCAGAGUUCGUGCCCUCAGGAACCCCAAUGGCGUGGAGGCAUCGAAAUGGGCAGUCGAACUCAGCCUCGGGUCCUGUUCCUUUUACGAGACCUAUUCGCACCUGUACUGGGUCAACACCCUCUACAGCAUGGGUAUUUUGGCCCAGGGUUCCUCGGAAUGGUACUUCACACUGAGGGGCCUAGGCUGCCCGACCCACGUGAACCCUACCCACUGCCCUCCUGUUGGGAACUUGGAUCUGAAUCUCCACGUCGCUGGGGCGGAGGGAGCGGCCUCUACCGGCAUCGGGAUCGGCGCUGCUUGUCUCUUGUUGUUAAUCAACGUCCUCGUCAUCAUGUUACUGUACAAAAGACUCAGGGCACGUUCAGAAUCCAGUUUGCAGUUGACGCAGAUCGGUGUAGAAGAUGACGGCAGCAUAGUGAGUAGACAUGCUCCAUCGCGAUCGGGGGAAGGUAACCUGUACCUCCCUCCUUGCCCAAGAACCACGGUCGGCCCUUACCCAGUAACCAAUCCACCUAGACGAUACCCAGAGCCUCCUUUGAUACCUGUCGGCAACGCUGAAGGCCCAGGCUACCUGUACGUCGCCAUACCCAACGUCAGGCCCCAGUGCCCAACGUCUUCGUGCCCGAGACGACCAAGGCCUUUCUUAGAAAACGGCUCUCAAAGCAUGUAUGAUGACGUAAACAAAGAAUGCGGUCAGGGUCAGUACGAUGACGUGAACGAAGAUUGCAUGCAAGUCCAGCCCUGUGUCUUGUACAGUAACACCGUCAUCGAGCGGCCGGCGGGAAAACCCACUCCACGUUUUCAACAGACUGAGAGUAACCAUUACAUUGACCUGACUGGAGAGUGAGGCUGGGACGGUUUAACACAUCUUACCAAAUAUGGUAAAAGUAACAUCACUGUUCUUAGAUUACUGUAUUCACGACAAACAUGAUGAGGCCAUUUCAAUGACGGUAAUAAUAGUAGGAGCUUUGAUAAUAGUGAUGAUGGUGAUAGUAAUAGUAUUACUGGUAAUUACAGCUAUGAUGAUAUUGAUAAUAUAAUUAUGAUAAUAAACAUGGCAACAAAA